This is a messenger RNA of Dentiscutata erythropus, 277 nucleotides long. Lineage: Eukaryota; Fungi; Glomeromycota; Glomeromycetes; Diversisporales; Gigasporaceae. The record is from the annotation of a GenBank genome assembly.
GUUUGGGCGCUUUAUUAGUAAAAACUGAAUUGGCUCCUAUAUUUAAAAAGCAAUAUUUUGGUGGUGGAACAGAAAAGUUAGCUAGUGUAAAAGGUAUUCAUGUUAGAAUUGGUGGUUUUUGUAAUCCUAGUUGUUUAUCAAGAUGGGUAAACGUUAAUUUGGAUCAGGUUAUGGCUAAUUAUAAGACUAGAAAAUUAUGUGGUGAUGAUUAUGAUAUUCAUGAUAGCAAGCCCACAGGUUCUCUAUGGGUGCUAUGUCAACUAUUGAUGACAUUCUU